CUGUAAUGCUUACGUGGCCAUCUUGACUCGAUAGCUCUAUCCCACAAUACCUAAGUUACUGUGCGCUUCGCAGAACCACACCUCAAACUCGCUUCAGUAGACUUAUGAACCAGACGACCUGACGACUGGUCAUAACGCGAAAACCCACCCUUGAUAAACAAGAUCAGGGCCAGAAGGACUUGAAGAUGACGAUUUCAAUCACCGAUUCCAAGAUUUUAUUCAUAUUUAGUUUGCUACAGAUAACUGAUGUCACAAUCUUUGACUGUGUGUCUGCUAUGCAGGCGGCUGCCUUAUCUACUCCAGUGGCAAAUAAAACAAAAGGCAGUUUUGCAAGUAGUUUGGAUCAUCAUAACCUUGUAAAAAGAAGUACAUGUCCUCAAGAUGAACAUGCUGGAAACAAUGGAUUGUGCUGCCAGAUGUGUACAGAAGGCCAGCAAUUGAAGGAGGAUUGUACAACUGAACACGGAAAUCCAACCUGUGUGCAGUGUCCAUUAGGAACAUAUACUUCCUACCCAAACUACUUAACAGAGUGUGAAUUCUGUAGAGUAUGUGACAAAGAGAAUGGGUUGGUAGAAGAGUUGCCAUGCAGUAUAACUAGUAACAGAAAGUGCAGAUGUGUGAAGGGCUUCUACUGUGAUGCCGAGACAGACUGUUUCCACUGUAAACCCUGCCAAAAGUGCGUAAAUUCUGAGAUUGAAAAAGAAUGUACACAAACCAAUAACACGGUCUGCAAGCCAACAGCAGAAAGUGACAACAAUUGGUGGAUCUUUCUUAUUGUUUUACCUAUAGUGGCAGUGGCAGUAAUCCUAGUAAUAGGAUCCUUUUAUUGUUGGAUCACCAAAAAACUCUGCUUUGGCAAAAAAUAUAAACUUGAAGUCGAUGAAAACAGAACACAUGCUACUGAGAUCGACCCUCUUCUUCCAGAUAUUGACCUUCAACCCCAUCUCUACUUUAUUGCGAACACAGUUGGCUUCAGUGAGACCAGGAAGUUUCUUUUAACAAAUGGAUUUUCCAAGGGAGAAGUUGAAAAUAUUGUAGGGAACAAUCCAAACAGUGUUAGGGAUCAGACUUUUGAAUUAUGGGCAGAAUGGUACCAACGAAAUGGAAUUCCUAAUGCCUAUUCCAAUUUGAUAAAGAAGCUCCAGGAAAUGAAACUAAACCAAAAUGCAGAUGCAAUACUCAGGGAAGUCGGCAACUGUUCAAAAUGAAAAUGGAGACUGUGAUUGUGAAGAUGCGUAGCCCUUUCCAGUGUGUUAUAACAACAAGAAGUGCCAAGGUCACAGUGAGCAUUUAUCAUCUGCGGCAGGCGUUUUCAACUGGGGGUACUUCUAAGGGACAUAGGGGGUACGCAGGAUGACUUAUUAAUGCACAAAUAAAAUGAAAGUAAGAGAAAAUAAUGAGCUUGAAUUUUUAAAAAUUGUAUUAUAUAGUCUCUAAACCACGAUGUAUACUUAUUUAAUCUUUGUUUAGCAUCUGAAAAUUAACGGCUAAUGGGGGGGGGGGGGAUUUAUCACGUCCACAUUUUCCACCUGUACGCAUGCACAAUUUCAUUUGUGUGGAUUUCCACUUUGAUAAGAACAUAAGAAAGUUUACAAACGAGAGGAGGCCAUUCGGCCCAUCUUGCUCGUUUGGUUGUUAGUAGCUUAUUGAUCCCAGAAUCUCAUCAAGCAGUUUCUUGAAGGAUCCCAGGGUGUCAGCUUCAACAACAUUACUGGGGAGUUGAUUCCAGAUCCUCACAAUUCUCUGUGUAAAAAAGUGCCUCCUAUUUUCUGUUCUGAAUGCCCCUUUAUCUAAUCUCCAUUUGUGACCCCUGGUCCUUGUUUCUUUUUUCAGGUCGAAAAAGUUGACAUUGUCAAUACCUUUUAGAAUUUUGAAUGCUUGAAUCAGAUCACAGCCUAGUCUUCUUUGUUCAAGACUGAAUAGAUGCCUUUUAAACCCAGGAUAAUUCUGAUCGCUCUUCUUUGCACUCUUUCUAGAGCAGCAAUAUUUGUUUAUUACCGCGUCUGCAUUUUAUUAACAGCAAUAGCGUCUGGUUGAAUAUGUGUUCGGUGUUUGAUGCAAUACAUUUCCUACUUGCAAUAAAAAAACAAAGGAAAACACAAAGGUCAAAGUUAUACAGAGUCCCUUUGGAUCAUUUUUAGAGACCAUCACAGUGGCUUGGCAAGUAGCACAUUUUAGUUUUUUCCAAUGAGCCUGUGUUAACUCCUAGCCAGUGCUGAGUGCAAGGCCACUACACUGAAGUACAGGUCAGAAUGUAUCAGAUAAACCAAGAAAUGUCUAAUUGUUUACAGCUGUUUUGAAGCCUGCACUUUAAUAAAAAGGAUAUAUAUAUUUAGUUUUUUAUUGUAAAUUCAAAAAUAUAGUAACGCUAUAUUGUUCUAAUAAUGUUUUAGGGUAAUGCGUAUCUGAAAUGUAUUCAUGUUUAAUAAAAUGUGCGAGAUUUCCAAAACCCACAUGGGAAUGCUUUAUUAUUAUGUGGUUUCAUUGUUAAAUCAUAAAUAAAUUAACACAAAAAUAAAAAUGCAUUUUUACACUA
Molecule: messenger RNA, 2536 nt
Organism: Acipenser ruthenus (sterlet)
Lineage: Eukaryota; Metazoa; Chordata; Actinopteri; Acipenseriformes; Acipenseridae
Product: tumor necrosis factor receptor superfamily member 6-like
Exons: 9
Coding region: 186-1208 (340 amino acids)
Biological process (GO): activation-induced cell death of T cells; immune response; regulation of stress-activated MAPK cascade
Cellular component (GO): external side of plasma membrane; CD95 death-inducing signaling complex; membrane raft
Molecular function (GO): tumor necrosis factor receptor activity; protein binding
Source: RefSeq, a predicted model, not a curated record